AUGAGCUGGCAACCAAACCAGGAGUCCCUCGGGACACUCGCGACAUGUCUCCGGGACUCGCUGAGCGGCUUCAACAAGACCGCCCAGAAGCAGGCCGAAAUUAUGCUCACGCAAGCGAAAGCGAGUCCCGAUAUCAACAAUUACCUGGCAUUCAUCUUUUCGAGUGCCACUCCAGCGCCGGGCACACCGGUGCAGCAGCCCACCGAAUGGCAUGUGGUCCGAUCUGCUGCCGCCAUCAUGCUCAAGAACAACAUCAAGAGCAACCUCAAGGGAAUCCCCGAAAGCAGUCUCCAGUUGAUCAAACUGGCCAUUCCUCUCGGUAUCCAGGACACCAACUCUCAGAUCCGCAGCUUUGCUGGCAACCUUGCGACCGAAAUCGUCCGUUGUGGAGGACUUUACAGCUGGCCUGAGCUCCUCGAGGUUCUGCUCAAGAUGAUUGGCAACGAAGGAAACCAGUACUCGAACGAGGCCCAAGAAGGUGCCAUGGCCGCCAUGGCCAAGAUCUGCGAAGACAACACCAAGGUUUUGGAACGGGAGCAAAAUGGCCAGCGGCCGCUCAACAUCCUUCUCCCCAAAUUCAUCGAGGCUACCAAGAGCCCCCUGCCAAAAGUCCGCGCUCUGGCCCUCAAGGCCAUCAACGAGUUCACCCCAAGGAAAAGCCAGGCCAUGCUCAACGUUAUCGAUACCCUUCUCCAGCAUUUGUUUUAUCUCUCCGAAGACAAGUACCCCGAUGUGAGGCGAGAGGUGUGCCGCGCCUUUGUCCGGCUGGUUGAGACCCGGCCCGACAAGCUGCUGCCUCAUAUCGGAGGUUUGGUCGACUACAUCCUUACCCAGCAAAAGAGCGACGACGAGGAGCUCGCCACAGAGGCGGCUGAGUUCUGGUUGGCUGUGGGCGAGCACGACAAUCUCUGGCAGGCCCUUGAUCCCUACCUCGGCAAGAUUAUCCCCGUGCUUCUGGAAUGCAUGGUGUACAGUCCCGAGGAUAUUGCUCUCUUGGGAGGCGCGUCCGACGACGAAGACGAGGAGGAUCGAGAAGAGGAUAUCAAGCCAAAGUUUGCCAAGAAGAACUUGAAGCGCGGCGCUGCUGGUGCUGAGGAGGGUGAAAGCCAGGAGGACAACGGCUACGAGAAGAUGGCCGAGGAGGGUCUGGAGGAGGGCGAGAUCGACGACGAAGAUGAGGACGACGACGGCGAUGAGAACCCAGAUGAGAAGUGGACCCUCCGCAAGUGCUCUGCGGCAGCGCUCGACGUUUUUGCUGGCGAUUUCGGCGGCAAAGUCUUCCACUCGAUUCUCCCCUAUCUGCAAACAAACCUGAAGCACGAGGACUGGCCACGCCGCGAAGCUGCCGUGCUUGCCCUCGGCGCCGUUGCCGAUGGCUGCAUGGGUGUUGUUGUGCCCCAUCUGCCGGAGCUUGUCCCCUACCUCAUCAGCCUCCUUGAGGACCCGGAGCCGGUGGUCCGUAUCAUCACAUGCUGGACCCUGAGCCGGUAUUCAUCAUGGGCUGCGAGCCUCACAGACGGGGCCCAGAAACAAAGUUACUUUGAGCCCCUCAUGGAGGGCAUCCUUCGCAGGAUGUUGGACAAGAACAAGAAGGUGCAAGAAGCGGGUGCCUCGGCCAUGGCCACCCUUGAGGAAAAGGCCGGCAAACAGUUGGAACCGUACUGCGGGCCGAUCAUCCAGCAGUUUGUUCUAUGCUUCAGCAAAUACAAGGAUAAGAACAGAUGGGUUCUCUAUGACUGCGUCCAGACGCUGGCCGAGCAUAUUGGACCGGUUCUGGCUCGCCCCGAGCUUGCUGGCCAGCUCAUGCCCACCAUCAUCGACAGAUGGCAAAGAGUACCAGAUCAGUCGCGGGAAAUGUUCCCCUUGCUAGAGUGCCUAUCCUACAUCGCCAUGGCGCUCGGAGAUGCCUUUACUCCUUAUGCCGAGCCGAUCUUCAACAGAUGUGUCAACAUCAUUCACCAAAACCUCGAGCAGUCCAUGCACGCCAAAACAAAUGCCAACUUUGAUCAGCCUGACAAGGACUUUUUGGUCACCAGUCUUGAUCUUUUGAGCGCUAUCAUCCAGGCCCUGGACAACACCAAGGCGGCAGAGCUUGUUACAAGAAGCCAACCGGCCUUCUUUGAGCUCUUGAGCUUCUGCAUGGAGGAUCCUUCCGACGAGGUGCAGCAGUCGGCCUACGCCCUGGUUGGUGACUGCUCAAAGUAUGUCCCCGAGCAGCUGAGGCCGUUCAUCCACAAGAUCUUCACCAUGCUGGUCAAGAAGCUCGACCUGGACGACAUCUUGGACGAGGAGAUUGACAGCAGCUUUAGCGUUGUUAACAACGCCUGCUGGAGCGCCGGCGAGGUGGCGAUGCAGUUCAAGGAGGAGAUGGCGCCGUUCGUACCAGAGCUGCUGCGGAGGUUCGUCGAGAUCAUCUCCAAUCCUGGUGUGCCUGGCGGCGUGGUCGAGAACGCCGCGAUCGCGUUGGGCAGACUGGGUCUCUUCCAUGCCGCCAUCAUCGCGCCUCACCUUCCCAAGUUUGCGCACGAGUUCCUCACCGUCAUGGACGAGGUCGACACAUCGGAGGAGAAGGCGACUGCUUUUAGGGGAUUCUGCAACGUCGUCGCUCAGAACCCGCAGUCGAUUGAGAAUGUGCUGCUGGCCUUCUUUUCGUCGAUUGCGAGGUACCAGGACUUGAAGCUGCGCAACCCCAUCAAGCAGGAGUUGCAUGAGGCUUUCUUGAGUGUCCUCAAGAUCUACCAGCAAUUGAUUCCGGGGUUCGUCGACUUCCUCAACAAGCUCCCGCCACAAGACCAGCAAGCACUCAAGACGACAUAUGGUCUCUAG
Molecule: messenger RNA, 2826 nt
Organism: Podospora anserina S mat+
Lineage: Eukaryota; Fungi; Ascomycota; Sordariomycetes; Sordariales; Podosporaceae
Exons: 3
Coding region: 1-2826 (941 amino acids)
Biological process (GO): protein import into nucleus
Cellular component (GO): cytoplasm; nucleus
Molecular function (GO): small GTPase binding; nuclear import signal receptor activity
Source: RefSeq, a predicted model, not a curated record